UCUAACUUAAGGGAUGUCUUCUAUAAGGAGAUGAGUAAGCUAAAUCAUGACCUAUAUGAUGUGAUGAGCAAACUGGAGAAGCAGCAUUCCAACAAAGUCUUUGUCAUUAAAGGUGUUAAAAGUAAAAGGAAUUCUCUGAUGAUCUCAUCUCCUAUAAGUUCUACAAAUUCCUUUUUUAUGGCUUCAAUAGACCCUGGAGUGAGUAUUUCCCCACCAGGAAAGGAGAAGAGCAAGAAUGGCUCCCAGUCUUCUAUGACAAGUGACACCCAGGAUUCCUCCACAGAUGGCACCUCGUGUGCUUCAACUGAGGAAGUGCAAACUGACCCAUCUCAAGAUCUUCCUGAUGAA
Molecule: messenger RNA, 348 nt
Organism: Staurois parvus
Lineage: Eukaryota; Metazoa; Chordata; Amphibia; Anura; Ranidae
Source: the annotation of a GenBank genome assembly